AUUUUGUGAAAACAGAUUUGUUAUCUAUCUCUCUUAUAAAUGCAUAAUUACCACUUAUCGGUCUCUUUAUAUAUAUUCCAACCAAUCAGAAGUGUUUAAAUCACGAUAUCAACCAAUAGAUACACGACAACACGGUGUCCUGCGCGUUUUAAAAGCCACGUAUAUCGUCACUUUCGAGAAUUCUUGUGUCAGAAGGGAAGUGUGGAGGUUGUAUGAAAGAAUUUAAAGCCGGUUCUUAAAGAAAUAAACAUGUUUUUACUCAAAAUAUUUGCAAUUUCUUUGAUUAUCUAUAGUUGCUCUGCCAGGGAAGAAGAUGUUUUAGAUUUGGGUGACAGUGACUUCGAAUCCAAAAUUGCCGAACAUGAGACUGCUCUUGUGAUGUUUUAUGCACCUUGGUGUGGACAUUGCAAAAGAUUGAAACCGGAAUAUGCCAAAGCUGCUGAAGAUUUGUUAAGAAAUGAUCCUCCAGUUGCUAUGGUAAAGGUCGAUUGUACCGAAGCUGGUAAAGAAACUUGUAACAAACACAGUGUAAGUGGCUAUCCAACUUUGAAGAUCUUCAGGAAUGGUGAAGUCUCGCAAGAUUAUAACGGGCCCAGAGAAGCUCCCGGUAUUGUCAAAUACAUGAAAGCUCAAGUUGGUCCAAGCUCAAGUGAACUCAAAACAUCUGAAUGUCUCAAGAACUUAUUGGCUAAUGAAAAAGAAUCAGUAUUGGUUGGUUUCUUUGAAAAAGAAUCAGACCUUAAAGCCGCUUUCCUCAAAGUGGCAGACAAACUUAGAGAGAAGGUUAAAUUCGCUCAUACUUCAUUCAAAGAACUUUUGGACACACAAAAAGUCAAGGAUGGUUUAGUUUUGUUCCGUCCUGUACAUUUACAAAACAAAUUUGAAGAUAACAGUGUUAAAUACACAGGACCCGCUGAUGCAGCUGACAUUCAAAAAUUUAUCACCAAAAACUUCCAUGGUUUAGUAGGUCAUCGUAAACCUGACAAUAAACAAGAAUUCGAAAAUCCUCUAUUUGUUGCUUACUACAGUGUUGACUAUGUUAAGAAUCCAAAAGGAACCAACUACUGGCGUAACAGAAUUUUGAAAGUUGCCAAAGAUUUCAUUGGAAAAGCCAACUUUGCAGUCAGUGCAAACGAUGAAUUCCAACAUGAACUUAACGAGUUUGGUUUAGACUAUGUUAAAGGUGACAAACCAGUAGUAACUGCUAGAGAUGCUAAAAACCAGAAGUUCAUCCUUAAAGACUUCUCCGUUGAAGGUUUGGACGUAUUUGUCAACGAUGUUUUAGAAGGUGCCCUUGAACCCUACCUCAAAUCAGAAGCAAUCCCAGAAAGCAAUGAUCAACCUUUAAAGGUUGCUGUAGCCAAAAACUUCGAUGAAGUCGUGGUUAACAAUGGAAAAGACGUUUUGAUUGAAUUUUAUGCCCCAUGGUGUGGACAUUGCAAAAAAUUGGCACCUAUUUUUGAUGAACUAGCAGAAAAGCUUAAAGAUGAAGACGUAGCCAUUGUAAAGAUGGAUGCUACAGCUAAUGAUGUACCAACACCUUAUGAAGUACGUGGAUUCCCCACACUCUUCUGGGUACCUAAAGAUUCAAAGGACUCUCCUGUCAAAUAUGAGGAGGGCCGAGAAGUAGACGACUUCGUAAAAUACAUUGCCAAACAUGCGACCAAUGAGUUGAAGGGCUACGACAGGAGCGGGUCUCCCAAAGCAGACAAGACUGAAUUGUAAUUAAUGUGAAAUUCG
This is a messenger RNA of Psylliodes chrysocephalus, 1740 nucleotides long. Lineage: Eukaryota; Metazoa; Arthropoda; Insecta; Coleoptera; Chrysomelidae. The record is from the annotation of a GenBank genome assembly.